CUCCACGCAUCCAUCUCGGCUACACCCAUUCAUUCCCUGAUAUCAACUCAGAAAACGGUAACAACUACGACUCGAAAAGCCAAUUCAGGCCCCUUGACCUUCGAAUACCCUCAUCAGACAGGAAAGGCAUGCCACUUUCAUCUACGCCCUUGAAUCGGUUAUUUUCUCUCGUCGAUCGCUAGCUCUCCCUGGCUGCCUCCCAAAUUUGCCCAAAUCAGCCAUUGUCGCUGAUCCUUGGAAACACGCCACGGCACUUAUAGUAGUAUCACAGAACGGAUCCCUUCCUCAGUUGCUAUGCGACUCUUCGUCAUCCCUAUCUCGACGCGACAAGCUCUAAUCUACGCUCGACCCCUCCGCCGUGGUCCGUCGCAAAAGCCUUCGAUACAUGACCGGGUCAUACAAAAGGCUGCAGAAACAUGGGCGAAAUGGGAGGAGGCCGAUAAGGGCUGGAAGAAGCAUUUGGUCUCCUGGGGUAAUCGGGUGCAGCAACGCAUCCCGUAUCAAGAAUGGGGUCUGAAAAGUAUUCCAUCUCUCGCAGCGGUGCGGCGACUUGAUGAAUCUUACGGGACCAAGAAAGUGGACGUACUAUUCCCGGGGAAUGCUAUUCGGCCAGAAAAGCUACAAAAGAUGCUGCAAGCAAUUGCGACGGAAAGGCAGGACUUGCAUCGCCGAAGGAUGUGGUUGAGCUUGCUUGCGACGCCCUUGACCGCUCCCGUUGGGCUUAUUCCUCUUGUGCCUAAUGUCCCUUUCUUCUACCUCGUGUACCGAGCAUGGUCCCAUGGACGAGCACUUAACGGCUCUAAACACUUAGAGUUUCUUCUAGAGAAGAAUCUCCUGAAUCCGAUAUCAUACCCUGGGCUCGAAGAACUGUACGCGAAGCGCGUAUCUUACGCAUUGGAAAAUACUGGGGUGGACAAACCCAUUGCGGAGAUGGUAGAAGACGUGGAGAAGAGUGAUGACAGGUUACUUCUCCGCAUGACAGAUGCGAAGAAACUAGCCUCGAUACUCGAGGCACCGGAUCUUGCGCUGGAAGCUGAGCGAGCCAUCAUCCAAGUGGAGGAAAAGCUGAAGGCGGAUGCGAAGAAAGAUGCUGAGGAUGGGGCCUCUGAAAAGAAAGAUACAUGAGCAAAGGGGAUAAUUAUGGGAAGGAUUCCUACACGGCAACCAUCAUGGCCCGUGGCUGCCCCAGGUCUUCCGAGGACAAGUCAGUACAUAGUGUUUGUAAAUGGUGCAUGGCGAAUGGAGCUUGGAAGCACACGCCCAGUUAGAGUGAU
Messenger RNA from Aspergillus costaricaensis CBS 115574, 1274 nucleotides. RefSeq names its product mitochondrial K+-H+ exchange-related family protein. Lineage: Eukaryota; Fungi; Ascomycota; Eurotiomycetes; Eurotiales; Aspergillaceae. Gene Ontology annotation, cellular component: mitochondrial inner membrane. Gene Ontology annotation, biological process: proton transmembrane transport; potassium ion transport. The record is from RefSeq and is a predicted model, not a curated record. The transcript has 3 exons. Bases 295 to 1125 code for a protein of 276 amino acids.